This is a messenger RNA of Anguilla rostrata (American eel), 7474 nucleotides long. Its product is annotated as nephrocystin-3-like. NCBI's taxonomy places the organism in Eukaryota, Metazoa, Chordata, Actinopteri, Anguilliformes, Anguillidae. The transcript has 46 exons. Gene Ontology annotation, cellular component: cytoplasm; mitochondrion. Gene Ontology annotation, biological process: kidney development; determination of left/right symmetry; convergent extension. The coding region runs from base 848 to 7045 and encodes 2065 amino acids. The record is from RefSeq and is a predicted model, not a curated record. Gene Ontology annotation, molecular function: acyl-CoA dehydrogenase activity; flavin adenine dinucleotide binding; protein binding.
AAAAAUAAUUAAAAACAAAAAAACAUAUAGUGUAUAUAUAUAGUGUUAAUUUAGACCGCAUUCUUUUAGAUCAUCUGACUAACGGGGUGUUGACCAGAUAUAACUUCAGUUAGCUUACUAAAAAGCUAUGAUGUGUUGAAAUGUUGGAUACACUGCUUAAAUUAGACUAACUUACGCUACUAGCUAUGUAUAACUUGCUAGCCAGGAAGCAACCACUACUCCCUACUUGCUACUACUAGUAUUAGCUACAUAGUCUAACUGCGAUGUAUUGGUCUAACUAGCUAGCUAGGUGCUCUGAAUUAGCUCGUCCACUAACGUUAUCUGUGCGUGAUGUAAAUGCCCUGAUGCAAUGCUAGCUAGGAAGCUGUAUUAGCUAGUCAGUUUAGCCGUAUUCACGUCCAGCGCACGCUAACAUUACGCCAUUUCCCAACUAGACUUGUUAAUUGUUGCAAUUUUUGUGAGCGAUCCAUUCCAGAGCACUGGGUUGCUUGUAUGCACACAUCUAUUCUUUCUAACUUGCUAGAACAUGAUGGAUGUAGUCUAACUAGCUGAUGUUAGGCAGUGUCACUGCUGUCAUUACGUAUCUGAAAGUAGAUAACGUUAGCUAGAGCUAGCAAGACUUUCUGGGAACGUUAGCGUUAGUCUAGGUAAAGAUCAUGAGUGAUUUAUUUUGUUUACGGGCAUAUAUCACACCAGAUGUGCCAGAUAUAAUCAUCAGGAAUAUAUUAAAAUAUUGAUUGAUUGAUCAAAUGGGACAGUCAGAAUUGUACAUUUGAAUUGUGAUUGUAUCGUUAAAGUGAGCAAAAACCUUACCGGUUGUAACAGUUUUUUCUUUUACCUUUCAUUUAUGACCAGGCACUGUCAUGCAAUCGGAGUUGAGUCGUGGGGUGGUGCAGAAGCUAAGGGGAUAGCCAACAAGUGGCUACCUUAUAUAGCCAGCAUGGGCACGGCAUCCUCUCUGGUGAGCCCCGGGGAGGUGAUUGAAGAUGCGUAUGGGGGCGAGGGCGGGGAGGCGUGCGAGAUACCUGUGGAGGUGAAACCCAAAGCUCGGCUCCUGCGCAGCUCCUUUCGCCGUGGCCCGCGGGUCAUUGGCGCCAGCUUCAAGUCCACUGGCUCGGUUGACCUGGAAUAUGCCGCGGAGUAUGAACGGCUCAGGAAGGAUUACGAGAUAUUUCGAGUCAGCAAGAACAACGAGAUAACUUCCAUGCAGAAAAAGGAAGCCAAGCUGGAUGAGGAAAACAAGAGACUGCGUGCUGAACUGCAGGCUUUACAGAAGACGUAUCAGAAGAUUCUGAGGGAAAAGGAAAGUGCCCUGGAGGCUAAGUACCAGGCCAUGGAGAGAGCAGCCACGUUCGAGCAUGACAGGGACAAGGUCAAGCGGCAAUUUAAAAUCUUCCGUGAGACGAAGGAAAAGGAGAUCCAGGACCUACUGAGGGCCAAACGGGAGUUGGAGGCCAAGCUGCAGCAGCUGCAAGCCCAGGGCAUUCAGGUGUACGACCCGGCCGACUCUGACUCUGAUGACAACCGCACCAGCGUUACGACUGCAGGAACACAGAGUGAGUACUGGAGUGGUGGAGUUCUGGGGAGUGAGCCCUCUAUGGGCAGUAUGAUGCAACUGCAGCAGACGUUCAGAGGACCGGAGUUUGCCCACAGUUUAAUUGACGUGGAGGGUCCUUUCGCCAAUGUAAGCAGAGAUGAUUGGGACACUGCUGUGGCUAGCUUGCUGCAGGUGUCACCACACGUGUCUCAGGUCCUGUGGAGCAACACUGUGCGCUGCUAUCUCAUGUGCACCCUGGAGACUCAAGCUGAAGUAGACCUCUUCAUCAAGAAUUACUGCCCCAGACUGCAGAGGCUGUGUGAAGGGCUGGGCCAUUUCUACCUCAAUGUGUCUUUCCCCGAUGACAGCGCCACCGGCUACGUGGCAGAGCGUAGGCAGGAGAUCGAGAGGAGCUCUGUGUGCAUCCUGCUCCUCAAGUCGUCUGUUACUAGCUCGCUACUGGAGGACGCUGAGGAGGCUUUUGUGAAGAACACAGAGGCCCGGCCGCUGAUGCUGUACCUCCGGUCCGGGGAGGGCGCCUCUCUCUCAGGCCCGGCCGGGGACCUGGUGGACAAAAUCACCACCGCUGACAAGGCCGGAAAAAUCAAGGUCAUUAACCACAUUGGACCUGCAGAAGCGGGGGCGUCUUUGAUAUAUACUCAGCUGGAGAAGGUCAUUAAACAGGAGCUCCUGGGUCACGAGGGGAUGGACAGCAGCGAGGGCAAAGACUCGGGGGCGGAAGAUGAGCACGAGGAGGACUGUGGCGACGUUCUGUGGGACCUGCAUGACGAGCAGGAGCAGAUUGAGGCCUACCAGCAGGCCUCCAGGUCUGCCUCCCACCUGGGCUUCCAGAAGUACAUCGAGCGCCUGAAUGACAUGGUGGCUGCACCCCCUCCCAUCCCCCCUCUGUUGGUGUCGGGAGGUCCUGGCUCAGGAAAGUCCCUCCUCUUAUCUAAAUGGAUUGAACUACAACAGAAGAAUUCUCCCAGUACUCUGAUCCUCUAUCAUUUUGUUGGACGUCCCCUUUCUCCAAGUUCUGAGCCUGUACUCAUGAUCAAAAGGCUUACUGUCAAGCUCCUUCAGCACUUCUGGUCCAUAUCGGGCCUGUCCAUGGACCCCUGCAAGACCCUGGAGGAGUUUCCCCGCUGGCUGGAGAGGCUGUCCUCACGACACCAAGGCAACAUCAUUAUCAUCAUCGACUCCAUCGACCAGAUACAGCAAGCAGAGAGGCACAUGAAGUGGCUCAUUGACCCGCUUCCUGUCAAUGUGAGGGUAGUGGUGUCCGUCAACGUGGAGACCUGCCCACAGGCAUGGAGACUCUGGCCCACGCUUCACCUGGAUCCUCUGCACCCCAAAGACGCGAAGGCGGUGAUAACCGCGGAGUGCCUGGGGGCCGAUGUCGGGCUCAGCAAAGAGCAGGAGAAGAAGCUGGAACGGCACUGUCGCUCCGCCUCGACCUGCAACGCUCUCUACGUCUCUCUGCUGGCCAAAGUGAUCGCCAACACGUGGACAGUCUGGUGUUUGGACAGGACCCUGGAGCAGUGCCUGCUGUGCCAGGACACUGUGUCUCUGUACAGGCUGGCCCUGCGGGUGGUCCUGGACAUGCUCAGCACAGACAGAAACAAACGCAUCAUGAGAGAGAUGCUGUGUCUGGUCUGCAUGAGCCACAAUGGCGUCAGUGAGUCAGAGGUGAUGGAGAUAUUUUCAGAAUUGAGCUGGCCAAUCCUGGCCUCUCUGCUCUACAAGCUGCAGAGCCUGUGUGUUGUCACCCUUAAUUGCGGCCUCAUCAAGUUCCAGCACUUGCAGGCCUGGGAGGCUGUGAGACUGGAGUUCAUCGAUGGAGAGGCCUGUUCUUCCCACAGAGAGAGACUGAUCCAGUACUUUAGCCAGCAGCUCAGUCGGGACAGGGUCACAUGGCGGGUCGCGGAUGAGCUGCCCUGGCUUUUCCAGCAGCAGGAGGACAAGGCCAAAUUGCAGAGCUGUCUGCUCAACCUAUUCGUCUCCCAAAAUCUCUACAAGAGGGGUCAUUUCUCAGAGCUGCUGGCCUAUUGGCAGUACGUGGGCAAAGACAAGAGCUCCAUGGCCACGGAGUAUUUUGACUCCCUGAAGCACUAUGAGAAGAGCUGUGACAGUGAGGACAGCAUGGUCAGGCUGGCCAACCUCUACGAGACGCUGGGCCGAUUCCUCAAGGACCUGGGCCUCCUCGGCCAGGCGGUGGCUCCCCUGCAGAGGUCUCUGGAGAUCCGGGAGACGGCGCUGGAUCCAGACCACCCCAGCGUGGCCCGGUCCCUGCACCAGCUGGCCGGGGUCUACGUGCAGUGGAGGAAGUUUGGCAACGCAGAGCAGCUGUACAAGCAGGCCCUGGAGAUCAGCGAGAACGCCUACGGCUCCGACCACGCCUGUGUGGCCCGGGAGCUGGACUCCCUCGCCCUGCUCUACCAGAAACAGAACAAGUAUGAGCAAGCAGAGAAACUGAGGAAGAGGGCUUUAAAGAUUCGGCAGAAGACUGCUCGCCAGAACGGAAAUAUGUAUGGCUUCACCCUGCUGCGUCGCCGGGCUCUGCAGCUGGAGGAGCUGAGUCUGGACAAGGACACGGCCGACUGCGCCAAGACCCUGAACGAGCUGGGAGUGCUCUACUACCUGCAGAACAACCUGGAAGCGGCGAAGGUGUUUCUGACGCGUUCGCUGGAGAUGCGUCAGCGCGUGCUGGGGCCCGAGCACCCGGACUGCGCACAGUCCCUCAACAACCUGGCGGCCCUGCACUGCGAGCGGCGGGAAUACGAGCACGCCGAGGAGCUGUACGAGAGCGCCCUGGACAUCCGCCGCCGGGCCCUCUCCCCGGACCACCCAUCCCUGGCCUACACCGUCAAACACCUCGCCAUGCUGUACAAGAGGAGGGGGAAACUAGAGAAGGCGGUACCCCUGUAUGAGCUGGCCCUGGAGAUCCGGGAGAAGUCAUUUGGCCCCAAGCACCCCAGUGUGGCCACUGCUUUGGUCAACCUGGCUGUGCUCUACUGCCAACUGAAGAAGCACGGCGAAGCACUGCCUCUCUAUGAGCAGGCGCUGAAGGUCUAUGAGGACAGCCUUGGCCGAUCUCACCCCCGCGUGGGAGAGACGCUCAAAAACCUGGCUGUACUGAGCUACGAGGAGGGCGAUUUUGAGAAGGCAGCAGAGCUGUACAAACGGGCCAUGGAGAUCAGAGAGGCGGAGCCCUCGCUGGUGUGCGGGAAGGCCCCGUCCCGCCACUCCUCCAGCGGGGACACAUUUAGCCUGCGGGGCCCCGCCCUGCACCCUAACGCCCCCAGAAUUGGGCAGUCGAAUCCCACAUUUCUUGUGAUGACUUCCAGUGAGAGCUAUGUACUCCGAAAGAAACCACCCGGAAUGUUGCUUCCAGGGGCUCAUAAGGUGGACAGAGAGUAUCAGGUCCAGAAGGCCUUGUUCUCUGCUGGAUUUCCUGUGCCCAAACCCUUACUAUACUGUGCUGACAUAUCUGUCAUUGGGGCAGAAUUCUACCUGAUGGAGCAUGUGCAGGGGCGCAUUUUUCGGGACCUGAGGCUCCCUGGGCAGAGCCCGGCUGAGAGAGCUGCCCUGUACAUCGCUGCCACUGAAGUCCUGGCCAGGCUGCACUCAGCUGAUUUGGCAGCCCUGGGCCUGAGCAGCUACGGUAAAGGCGCUGGGUACUGCCAGCGGCAGGUGUCAACCUGGACAAGACAAUACAAGGCUUCUGCCCAUAAAGAAAUCCAAGCAAUGGAUGAUCUCUCUGACUGGCUGGUAAAGAACCUGCCGACCAGUGACAGCCAAGUUACCCUCGUGCAUGGGGAUUUCCGAUUGGAUAAUCUUAUUUUCCAUCCCACGGAGGCUCGUGUGCUUGCGGUGCUGGACUGGGAGCUCUCCACCACAGGCCACCCCAUAGUGGAUCUGGCCUACUUCCUGAUGCCGUACUACUGGCCAAGCAGCUUCCACAUCCUGGACUCAAUGGGGGGAAUGAAAGGGCUUGAAGGCGUUCCGGCACCCGAAGACCUCAUCACCACGUACUGCCGCUGUCGACAGAUCCCUGCUUCUCUGCCUGAGUGGAAUUUCUUCCUCGCCCUUUCAGUAUUCAAAAUGGCCGCCAUCGCUCAGGGGGUCUACGCUCGCCAUCUCCUGGGAAACGCCAGCUCUCCUGAUGCUGCUUGCAUUGGCCAGAGUGUGGAGCCCUUAGCACAGACAGGACUGAACGUCGCUCAGAGGGCACGUCCCCGUGGCAGCGAGGCACUCCCGUCAGACGAGUCACAUCUCUUUCCCCAGAGCAGAAAGGGCCAGCUGGUGCUCGGCCAGGUCCGGGACUUUAUGAGCGCACACGUGCUUCCUGCCCAGCAGGAAGUAGCAGAGUACUAUGGGAAAAACGCGCAUUCGCCCCUGAGGUGGAGCACGCCUCCAGUUAUUCAGGACCUGAAGAAAAAGGCCAAAGCCGCGGGGCUGUGGAACCUCUUCCUACCCUCUGUCAGUGGCCUCAGUCAGCUUGACUAUGCCCACAUCGCCGAAGAGACCGGGAAGUGCUUCUUUGCCCCUGAGAUCUUCAAUUGUCAAGCUCCUGACACUGGGAACAUGGAGGUGCUCCACAUGUAUGGCACUGAGGAGCAGAAGAAGAAGUGGCUGGAGCCUCUGCUCCAAGGGGAGAUCCGAUCCUGCUUCUGCAUGACUGAGCCAGAUGUAGCUUCCAGCGAUGCCACCAACAUGCAGUGCACCCUUCAGAAGGAAGGAGGCCAUUAUGCCAUUAACGGGAAGAAAUGGUGGAGCAGUGGAGCUGGCAACCCUGACUGUAAGGUGGCCAUUGUGCUGUGCAAGAGCGUGUCACCGAACUCCUCCCAAAGACACAAGCAGCACAGUAUGAUUCUGGUCCCAUUAGACACACCAGGCGUGCAAAUCAUCAGACCUCUGACAGUGUUUGGGCAGGACGAUGCCAUGCACGGCGGACAUUUUGAGAUACACUUCAAUAGCGUGUGCGUGCCUCUGUCCAACAUCCUUUUAGGUGAGGGUUGCGGGUUCGAGAUCGCCCAGGGGCGGCUGGGACCCGGGCGUCUGCACCACUGCAUGAGGGCCGUGGGCUUGGCUGAGAGAGCCCUGGAGCUCCUGAGCCAGCGGGCCGCAGACAGACACGCCUUCGGGAAGAAGCUGUACCAACACGAGGUAGUUGCCCACUGGAUUGCAGAGUGUCGCAUCGCCAUAGACCAGACCCGCCUGCUGACCCUCCACGCCGCCCACGCCCUUGACGUCCAGGGCAGCAGGGCCGCCAGGAAGCAGAUCGCUAUGAUUAAGGUGGUUGCUGGGAGGAUGGCCUGCAAAGUGGUGGACUGUGCCAUCCAAGUUUACGGGGGUGCUGGCGUGUCUGGGGAUUUCCCUCUUGCUCAGAUGUACGCAUAUGCGCGGACGCUGCGCCUGGCCGACGGGCCGGACGAGGUGCACCUGUCCUCCAUCGCCCACAUGGAGCUGAGGGACCAGUACAGGAAGGCCACCGCCAAACUGUGACCCCAGAGUCCCGCCGCUCCGCCCUCUACGCAUCAUAACCCCACCCCCUACGCAUCAUAACUCCGCCUCCACGUUCACGCCCACAGAGCUGCCAUUCAGUUAGGGCAGGGCUGCCGUGCAGGUUUUCAUUUCUACCCUAAGGUGGCACAUCUGAUUCUGCUAAUUAACAGCUCUACGAGAUCACUAGCUAUUGCAUCAGAUUCGCUUCAUUAGGUUUGGAGUAAAAACCGGUAGUUGUUUUUCUUUGACAAAAGCUGUUGUGAUUCUGAAAUGUCAGGUAGCCGUUUAAUCUGCUUCAGCUCAUUCAAAUAUAAUUUUUGACUGUUUUGUUUUUGAACUCACAGCAUCAAAGCUUGAAUGUGCCUUUUUGUGUGAAUUAUUUAUGAGCUAUUGAUGUUGAUAUUAAUGAAAUUAAAGGCUUUACCCGGA